AUGAAGGUUAUCACGGAGGAAGAGAAAAACGCAGAAAACAAAGCUGUUUUAUUGGGUAGUGUCAAAGGUCUUGCUAUUGGUGCAAUGUGCUCUUUGGGAAUAUAUGCUGCUGCAAAGGCAAGAUUCAGACCUUUACUCAGAAUGUCUGCAUCGGCUAAAAGUGCCACCUUUGUGACUCCUCCUCUUUUCUUUGCGCUUGUCGAUGCCGAAAAAGAAAACAACAAAUUUGAUAAGGAAAUGUAUUCGCAUGAUGAAGAGGAGAGAGAAAAGAAAGUUCAGAGAAACGUGUGGAACUCAAUGUCUACUAAAGAACAAAUAAGGUCAACAUUGAGCAGCGGAAAGUAUAAAAUAAUAACUGGUAUUUGGGCAUUAUCUCUUUGGGGUUCUUGGAAGUUAGCCAACAGAGAUCAGCUACUAUCCAAGGCUCAGAGAUUCUAUAACGCUAGGAUGUAUGCCCAGUUUGUUACUAUACUUCUUCUAUUGGGAUCUAUUGGACUGUCUAUGAAAGAUGAACAGAAACAUAGAAACACUAUCGGAAGGGAUGAUUAUUUUUCAAGAAUCUUGAGUGCUGCUAAAUCAAGGGAGGCUGCUUUAUGA
Messenger RNA from Brettanomyces bruxellensis, 597 nucleotides. RefSeq lists its product as uncharacterized. Lineage: Eukaryota; Fungi; Ascomycota; Pichiomycetes; Pichiales; Pichiaceae. Gene Ontology annotation, biological process: mitochondrial respiratory chain complex IV assembly. Bases 1 to 597 code for a protein of 198 amino acids. The transcript has a single exon. The record is from RefSeq and is a predicted model, not a curated record. Gene Ontology annotation, cellular component: mitochondrial inner membrane.